ACUGAACUUUCCUUCACAGAUGAUAGAAGAUCUUCAACAUCUGACUGAGCUGAAGGUCUGAGGACAUGAAGCCUGGACCAGAACCAGAACCUGGACUUUAGUCAGUAGCUGCACAGACUCUGUUGGGUCAAACUCAGGAAACUGAAGAUCAGAUGUUGAUCAGAUGAUGACAUCACUGUUAUCAUAUUUUAGUCUGUUUAUGAUCCAGAUUGAUUUCAUUAGAACUGAAUUUAUUUCUUCUCUCAUCACAGACUUGGUGGCUGUAGGCUCCAAAAGGCUGAAUGUGAAGUUGUGGCUUCAGCUCUGAAGUCCAACCCACAUCUGACUGAACUGGAAAUAAAUAAGAUCUGGAUAAAUUUUGGUGGAGACUCUGAUAUGAAGAAUGUGUUUGAGAUCCUGGAGAGUUCAGUCAGUAAAUUGAAGGAACUGAGAUUGGAGAGCUGCAGUUUGUCAGAGACCAGCUGGACRUCUCUGUUCUCAGCUCUGAAGUCCAAACCGACCCAUCUGACAGAACUGGACCUGACCGGAACCAACCUGGAAGGUUCUGGACUGAAUGAGCUCUGUGGUUUUUUACAGACUGAAGGCUGCAGACUGAAAACAUUGAGACUGGAUUACUGCAGGUUGUCAGAGACCAGCUGGACAUCUCUGUUCUCAGCUAUGAAGUCCAACUCGACCCAUCUGACAGGACUGAACCUGAGCGGAACCAACCUGGAAGGUUCUGGACUGAAGGAGCUCUGUGGUUUUCUACAGACUGAAGGCUGCAGACUGGAAACAUUGUCGUAUGUAAUUAUAUAAUUAUUGAUAUUUCAGUGAAUAAUUAUCUAUAAUUGAUCAUAAAUCAAAGUUAAUAUCUUCUGAUCUAAUAAAUAUUUCCUGAGUUUGUUCCUGGACUUGGACCUGCUGAUCUG
This is a messenger RNA of Poecilia reticulata (guppy), 908 nucleotides long. NCBI's taxonomy places the organism in Eukaryota, Metazoa, Chordata, Actinopteri, Cyprinodontiformes, Poeciliidae. The record is from RefSeq and is a predicted model, not a curated record.